This is a messenger RNA of Podospora anserina S mat+, 2442 nucleotides long. RefSeq lists its product as uncharacterized. Gene Ontology annotation, cellular component: nucleus; preribosome, small subunit precursor. Gene Ontology annotation, biological process: maturation of SSU-rRNA from tricistronic rRNA transcript (SSU-rRNA, 5.8S rRNA, LSU-rRNA); endonucleolytic cleavage of tricistronic rRNA transcript (SSU-rRNA, 5.8S rRNA, LSU-rRNA); ribosome biogenesis. NCBI's taxonomy places the organism in Eukaryota, Fungi, Ascomycota, Sordariomycetes, Sordariales, Podosporaceae. The transcript has 2 exons. The record is from RefSeq and is a predicted model, not a curated record. The coding region runs from base 1 to 2442 and encodes 813 amino acids. Gene Ontology annotation, molecular function: GTP binding; U3 snoRNA binding; GTPase activity.
AUGCCUGGCGCCGUGGCCACGGGCCAUUCCCACCGCCCGACUACCAAGCAGCGGAACAAGGGCUUCAAAUCGCGAAAGGCAACCAAGGGUCAGCUUCGGGACGCUGCCAAAGGCAGAAUCGAACCCGGACAGCGCAAGACGAUCCACCAGCAAGCCAUGUCUAAACUCGACCGAAAGAACCGUGCGAAACAGAGGCAGCAGGAGAAGGCUAGGGAACAUGCCAGGGAGACUUCGGUCUUCGCCGGCAAGGACGGUGCGCCGCGCAAUGUUGCCGUUAUCCCCCUGUGUGUGGAUGGCGACGCUGUCGCUGCCAUCAAGGCCCUGAACGAGAGCGUAGAAGCCGAGGCUGAGAUCAAGGAGGGAUGCUUCCGGGUGCCCGUCACUAGAUUCAAGCAGAAGCUGCAGUAUUUCCCUGUAACCAGGGACCUUACCGCAUGCUUGGACGCCGCUCGGGUAGCCGAUUUCGUCGUUCUGAUCCUCUCGGCCGAGCACGAGGUUGACCCCCUGGGAGAGCUCAUCAUUCGCAGCGUCGAAAGCCAGGGCAUGUCCACCCUGUUUACCGUCAUCCAGGGCCUCAACAAGAUCGAAGCCGCGAAGCAGAGGUUGUCGGUCAUCUCUUCCCUCAAAUCAUACAUCACCCAUUUCCACCCCGAACAGGAGAAGCUUUGCAGCCUCGACAACCGCCAGGAAUGCGCCAACUUGAUGCGCUCGCUGUGCAACACCACGCCGAAGGGUGUCAGGUGGAGAGAUGAGCGGAGUUGGAUGUUGGUGGAGGAUGUCAACUUUGGCGGUGAGUCCACGGUUGUCACCGGUGUGGUCAGGGGCAAGGGUCUCAAGGCGGACAGACUGGUUCAGGUUGGGGAUUGGGGAACAUUCCAAAUCGAAAAGAUCACCGCUGCACCGCUUGCGGCCCCGAAACCUGAGGGUAUGGCUGUCGGCGGAGCGGAGGGAGACGCUUUGGACGCUCCUACCGAGGACCAGGAUGAGCUUGCCGAGCUUGCACCGGAAGAGGUCAACAUGGAGGACGACGAUAUGGAUGCCGCUUCCGCCGUGCCUGAGCAGAAGAAGGGAGUUUUGCUGGACGAGCACCAUUAUUUCUCUGACGACGACCAAGUUAUUGCGCUCCAAAUGCCCAAAAAGGUGCCCAAGGGCACUUCCAAGUACCAGGCCGCCUGGUUCUUGGACGGCGGUGAGGAGUCAGAGGAUGGAUCAGACCUCGAGGAUUUCGAGAUGGAGGAUGCGCUAGAGGAGGAGCCAGCGAGACCAGAGGACGGCAUCGAGGGUGCUGCUGGGGACGUUGCCAUGACCGAGGGCGCGCCAACAGAAUAUGCCAAGUCGGUAGCAUUCGUCGAGCCCGACGAGGAUGAGGACGCUAUGGGGCUGGAGGCCUAUCGCAAGCAGAAGCGGUCCGAGGCCGAGGACGACUUGGAGUUCCCGGAUGAGAUCGAGCUCCACCCCAAUGUUCUCGCCCGGGAAAGACUGGCCAAGUACAGAGGUCUCAAGAGCUUGAGGACGAGUCCUUGGGUAGAAGAGGAGGAUCGCGCGCACGAGCCGGAGGAGUGGAGAAGGUUACUUCAAAUUCAAGACUACCAGGCGGCCCGCAUCAGAUCGGCUAGAGAAGCUCUGGUUGGCGGUGUUGCCCCUGGCACUCGUGUUCACGUCCACCUCAGAGGCGUGCCAUCAGAGGUUCGGGCUUCUCACAGCUCAGGCCGACCGCUCGCUCUUGUUUCUCUGUUGAGGCACGAGCACAAGCGGACCGCCAUGAACAUUCUCAUCAACCUCCCUGCUGAUGCCACAGCGCCCAUCAAGUCAAAGGAGGAGUUGGUUGUUCAGUACGGCCCAAGGAGGUUCGUCAUCAAGCCCUUGUUUUCUCAGGGCGGCGCCACUCCCAACGACGUCCACAAGUACUGCCGGUACAUUCACCCCGGACAGUCGGCCGUGGCGACCUUUAUGGGUCCUGUAGCGUGGGGUUCCAUGCCGGCUCUUUUUUACAAGAGAAUUGUUCCUGGCGAGGAGACUCCCCACGACGACGACGAGUCGGAUCUGCCGCUGAAGCUGGUGGCCACGGGCACCACCAUGCCCCCGUCUACCUCCCGUGUCAUUGCCAAGAGGGCAAUUCUCACCGGUCACCCAUACCACAUCCACAAGAAGAUCGUUACCGUCCGGUACAUGUUCUUCAACAGAGAAGACGUGGAAUGGUUCAAGGCGCUGCCCAUGUGGACCAGGAGAGGCCGCACCGGUUUCAUCAAGGAGCCCCUCGGUACUCACGGGUACUUCAAGGCGACGUUUGACGGGCGGAUCAACCCCCAGGACUCGGUCGGUGUCAGCUUGUACAAGCGGGUGUGGCCCCGUCCUGCGGAGCCGUUGAGGGGGCUGUUGCUUGACCCUGAGCAGGUGCCUGACUUGGUGGAGGAUGAUGCUAUGGAUGCGGAUGCUGAGUAG